AGGUCAAUUAAGAUCUUCUUCUUCCCAUCACGUGCUUCUAGAUAUAUACGACACUCAUCAAAAAGCUCAUUAUUUGGCCUCCUUUUCCCUUUUAUUUGAGCACAAACAACCAAUAGAUUGAAGAUAAGGUGCCAUGUAGAUGCCCUUUUUUCUACCUUUUUAUGGAAGAGAGAAAAUAUCAUUAAUCUGUUAGGGAUAUAGCUUCAUGCUUCUUUUGAAUGUUUUGCCAUGCAUGUAAAGAGUAAGAGGAACUGAGUGAUUGUGAGAUAAGAGAGGGAGGUGACAUGGGGUAUAUCUCAUUGUUAAGAGGUCCAAAGAAGGAAGAAGAACAAGUUCUUGACACCAUGGAAACUGAAUUUGUUAACUUGAAAGGUGAUGUUUAUGGCCCGGAGAACAUAGAUAUCAUGGAUGAAUUGGAGGGCAUUCGGGGGUUUAAUGAAAAUGAUGAGAAUUUUUCAGAAGAUAACGCACAUCAGCAGCUGGCUCAACUUAGUUGGGAUUUCAUGCACAGGGAAAAGGGAGAACAGCAAGAGGAAGAGGAGCAAAAAGAAGAAAGAUCAGAAGAACAGCUUGAUGAAUUUACAAGUAAGUUCUUUCCAGAAGUGGCAUCUUUGAACUUGAAUUUAAACUAUCAAGAAGUCUUAGAUGCAUGGUCUGAUCGAGGGCCUCUUUGGGCUGAUGAAUACUCUCUUUUAAUGAUGGGAGAGGUUCCAGUGAUGGACGAAGAGAAAGCAAGAAGAGAAGCAAGUGUUUUAAGGUACAAAGAGAAACGUCAGACAAGAUUGUUCUCCAAGAAGAUAAGGCACCAAGUUCGCAAACUCAACGCAGAUAAAAGACCAAGACUUAAGGGUCGAUUUGUGAAGAGAGUUUCCUGAGAAGAUAGUCAAAAUUGAGAUUAAAAAUAUCUGAAAAAUAUCUGAAAAAUAUGCUUUGUUAAAUUGUGCUUAUUGUUUGACUAGAAAAAAAAAUCUUUGUACCUUAU
Mangifera indica (mango) is the source of this 982-nucleotide messenger RNA. Its product is annotated as zinc finger protein CONSTANS-LIKE 7-like. The transcript is spliced from 3 exons. The record is from RefSeq and is a predicted model, not a curated record. Gene Ontology annotation, cellular component: nucleus. Gene Ontology annotation, molecular function: protein binding. Gene Ontology annotation, biological process: regulation of DNA-templated transcription. NCBI's taxonomy places the organism in Eukaryota, Viridiplantae, Streptophyta, Magnoliopsida, Sapindales, Anacardiaceae. The coding region runs from base 285 to 875 and encodes 196 amino acids.